This is a messenger RNA of Bursaphelenchus xylophilus (pine wood nematode), 2228 nucleotides long. NCBI's taxonomy places the organism in Eukaryota, Metazoa, Nematoda, Chromadorea, Rhabditida, Aphelenchoididae. The record is from the annotation of a GenBank genome assembly.
AUGCGCUUCAAUGUGGAGCAUAACAAUGUUGCCGAGGACUUGCUGCUGCUGAACAGUCGGCCCGACUCCGACGAAGAGGGCGACGAAUCUCUGGAUGAGGCCUUCCUCGAUCUCUGCUGUUGCGUUUCCUCCAAGUAAUCGCCUUUUUCAAAUUUUCUUUUGAUUUAUAGGGAAAGUGGACGGUGAUGCGAAAGAUAAGGCGAAACCAGUUCCGGGUUCGGCUUAAAUCCUAUCUGAAAGCCAAUCAUAAUUUGAAUUCCUCCCCGAUGCCUAGAACAAUGUUUAAUUAAAGUAAUUAGAGAGCGCUUGGCGAGUCAGAUCUAUGUGGAAGCGGCUUUUAGAUUACAAGAGAUCUUUAUCAAUGAUUUUGCAGAUUGAUUUGGGCUUUUCUAGGGGAAGCUGAACUAGAUGACAUCAACGGUCAUAUCAAGUCUAAUAUUCUCUCAAUUCCUGCUGUUCCCGCACUCACAGUUCUGUCAAAAUGGGUUUCGGGAAUCAUGUUUUGAUAUCACUGAAAGGGAAAUGCUGUUUGCCCUUUUAAUUCGAAUAAUUCAAGCAGGAAUUUGAGCUUUUGCGCCAAAAGCCAUUAAUUAUUGGGCCUAAUCAAAGAGAAUCUUAUUUCUCUUUUUUAUUGGCUUUUCCCUAGAAACGUUGACCGUUUCCCCGGAUUUAGUCAUAUUUCCUCCUUUCAUGAGUCGGGUUUCCGCCUACAAUGCGCAUCGCUUCUUUGGAAAUAGCCAGAAUUAAUAAAACUGUUGGAUGAAUAAUAUUCAGAUACGUUUGCGCACGAUUUUAUUUCUGUUUUCAGAGAUGACUCCUGUUGUAAUGUGAUUUUUUGCUCUCAUCUGGGCCGGUUUUGUCUGAUUAUGGCGGCAUUUCUCUUCGUUUGUCUCCUUGUUUUUGGUAAGUUACUAUAAGUUUUUAUCAGUUCUUUAUCAGUGUUCCCAAUCAAUGGUCAGAAACAGUCGACAGACGUUGUUAUUCCCAGAAACAUACAGAAUCGGUAAGAAUAUUUUAUUUUGUCUUUAUUUUUAUGUUACACUUGAUCAAAAAUUUUUAUUUCAGAGGCGAAAGGAUAAUCGCGUCGUUAUGUCAAAACUAUAAAAAUAAAAAGUUGAGUGGGGAUCUCUGUUCGACGAUUUGCAAUGCAAAAAAUUGGACACUGACGGAUUUUCAACAAGGGGCCAACAAAAGGGUGUUGAAAUUGGCUGUAGGCUCACAGAAUCUGGUAUUAAAAGCGACAAAGGAUUUCUUUGAUGAUUACACACUCCUCGAUCCCGGAAUUAAUGAAGAAGAUCUUGUUAAAACAGUAAGAUUUUAAAUAUUCUUUUCUAAUUUUAGGUAUACAAAAAUCGUAUAAUAUAUAAUAUUUAUCUGUUACCGUAUUCUUUGUGUUUUAGGUAGUAGAGCUUGUAAAUGCGAGAAUCGGAUUCGAAUGGCCAUAUAAUUAUCGAAACCAUCUUAUGAAACAUCUUUGGUCGACUUAUAAUCAACGGAAAACUGAACCUCAACUUUCCGAAGCGGACAAAAAUAGCCUGUGGGCACUGUUAGAUCAAGAUGAAUUUAUUACUUUCAAACUACUUCCAUUGUCUCGAGUUACAACCAAAGUCCAAGGAAGUUGCGGUCAUUUUUAUUCGGUAGAUUCUCUUUUGCCUUUCAAAAUGAAAGGCUAUUACAUGGGACUGAAGGCCAAGAUCUUAGUCCAUUUGAUGGGUACUCUCAAACUGUUCUACGAAUUCCUCAACGAACCUCUGCAAUGGUGCGAUGUGAAGUUUGAGAAUCUCGGUCUUUCCGCCAAUUAUCCAAAGAGGUUUGUCAUUAUAUAGUUUUAUUUUUAUUGGUUCAGGUUUGUUGUUAUGGACGCGGAUAUGUUAUACACGGAAUCUCGAUUAAAUCAGAUAUUGACCUCCAGAAAAUGUGAGACGGACAAGGAUUGCGAGUACUUUGAUUGUCAUGCCAGUUGCAUUAAUUCGACUGGAAUGUGUUCGACCAGAGUCAAUGACAAUAUUGAUGUGAGUGAAGUGUCCAUUAGAGAUUAGAUUAAUGUUUUGCCAUCUAAAAUGCAUGCCUUUCAGGUGUUUUGCGACAAAUUGGUGGGUCGUUUGUUCGGCACCUACUGGUCCAAAUCGAAUCAUUAUCUGUCGGCCUGCCAUGACAAAUCUGGAAACCGAACGAAGAGAUUGGACGACCUGAGAUUGGUCUGGUCCUGGAGUUUAUCUGACGUCUGA